CAGUGCUGUCUGCAUCCACACACCAAGCACGGCGAGACUCGCCAACAUAACUGUCAUAAAACUGGUACAAAGGAGUGAAAUAUACAGUCACUUUCACCCCCCGACACUGAAGUUCUCUCCCCGUUUCCCUCUCACUCAUUCGAUGCCCAGCGGCAUAAAGAGGCCGGUCCUCGACAGAUGCCCAGCUGGCCCCACGCGAACUGGCAGUCCUGAUCGCCCAGAUGCUCGUUGAAGCCCUUGACCACACCAUGCACGCCAUGCAGUGCCGCCUCGUCCAGCCGGGCCCGGUGCACCACCUCACGCACACCCACCAGGCGGGGCCCCACACCAUGGCUGCCCCUCACGGCGAAGCACUGCAGCGGCGGGACGGUCACCUUGACGCGCUUGUCGCCCUGCUGCUGGUAUCGCGUCCCGCCCACCACCUCCCUGUUGCUGCUCGUCUGGGUGGGCCGCCGACUUGACGAAGUGGCCGACGGCCGCACCCACGCGGCGCCUCAGCAGCGACUCGCCAAUGAGGUACUGGUUGAUGGCGGCCACAGCAGCGGGGGGCUCGUGCAGGAAGGCGCCGAUCUUCCAUCCGAUGGCCUCAGCCUCGUGUGGGCCGAAUGCCAUGUUGGAUGGGGAGGGGUGGGGGUGGGCGCCGUCGUGGUGGGGGGCGAGGGGCAGCAGACGGGCGAGAAGCAGCGAGUGGUCGCGCUGGGGGGCGAGGGCGCCGUUGAUGGCCGACAUGACGACCUCCGACAGCUCAUUCAGCACUGUGGCGUACUCGGCCAGGACCAGGUGACGAUGACGGCGCUGGUCGGUUGCGGUGGGCAGGCGGGCAAUCGAUGGGGCCGCCCCGCCCCGCAGCAGCACACCGAUGAUGGUCUUGUACUGGCGGAUCCAUCUUGAGUGCUCCUCGCCCUGCUGCUGCUGUUGCUGGAUGUGGCGAUUGAGCCAGUCGGCAGCGACGGCGAGGGGUGUGUGGUUUGGCUGAUUCGUCAUGCCUCUGUUGACGUUGUCGGCUGUGAGAUGGCGGCACAGCCAAUGAGCUACACAGGGAGAGUUACGCAAUGCUGCCAACUGUAGUGGCGGGAUGGCCCUGUUGUCUGCUGCCGUCAUAUCGGCUCGGUGGCUGGUGAUGAGGGUGAGGUACUGGUCGAUGAAGGACUGGGAGAAGAAGCUCGAAGGGGCCAUGGCUGCCAAAUUCACCAGACUGUCUCCACCGGGCCCGCCCCGCUCAGCUGCGAGUGUGCUGUCGUGUUGGAGGAGCCGACGGAAGACAGAGAUGGUGGCGUCCUCGUACUCACGGGUGGCGGAAGGGGCGGCACCACCGACGUAGGGAAGCCGCAUCACAGCAAAUCCACGCACGUCGACCUGUCGCGCCAGGAGGACCUCCACAGCCGUCAGAUUGCCCGCACGAAUCGCCACCAUGAUGGGCGUGCUAGACCCUCCGCCUCCACCCGCAUUGACGUCCGCCCCGCCGUCGAUGAGUGCAUUGAGGAUGUCAUGCUGCAGCUGACGGGAAGACCACUGCGGCAGGACCACCGGCACGGAGCCAUAGGCGCCGCUCUGCGCAGAGAAGGAUAGGCUGUCUGUUGGGCUGUCGAUGGCGAAAGACAGACAUCUGUAUCGCCAGUACGGGUCGUCUGUGGUGCCGCGGACGCGCAGGCCGCCGACAGCUCUCGGGUCAGCUCCUUGACGUAUCAGCUGUGUGACUUGGGCGGCCUCCGUCACGGUGCGGCGAAUGCAGCCCUCCAGCAGCUGGCGAGUUACAACACUGACGCCCUCAUCGGGGACGAUGUCGACGUCGUCCAGCCCCUUGCAGCCGUGUGGCGGCACAGCCGGAGGAGGUGCUUGUGAUGCGGCAGACGACAAUUGGGCCAU
This is a messenger RNA of Vitrella brassicaformis, 1866 nucleotides long. The record is from the annotation of a GenBank genome assembly. Lineage: Eukaryota; Vitrellaceae.